Molecule: messenger RNA, 2878 nt
Organism: Andrographis paniculata
Lineage: Eukaryota; Viridiplantae; Streptophyta; Magnoliopsida; Lamiales; Acanthaceae
Product: pentatricopeptide repeat-containing protein At5g01110
Exons: 2
Coding region: 251-2398 (715 amino acids)
Molecular function (GO): protein binding
Source: RefSeq, a predicted model, not a curated record
CUUGACAAAAGAUACAUUUACACAUCCACGACCACAGCCGCCGCAGCCCGGACGGUGGCACCAGGCCGUGUGUAUUGUACCGUACGCUGAUUGAAUUUUAUUCCCAAACUCUCACGGCCUACGUGUCCAGCGGGAUGACGAGUUUCGAGUUCAAGUAUAGUUGGGUCGGUAAAAAUUUGGGUUUGAAUUAGGAGGUACUGGUCAUUAUAAAGGUCUUGGUCCAGGGUGAGGUUUGCCUAUUUCCUCAUCAAUGGCGGCAACGAAGUUAUGGUUUCGCUACAAUAGAUUCACCGUCCGAACUCGAACGUAUUCCACUCAAACCGUCGUCGGCUAUCAAUCGACCGGAGAGCCAACACUUUCCUCGGAUCAAUUUCUACUGGAGAAGAUUUUGUGGUCGUUAAAGCGAGGUCAGUCAAUAAACCCUAAUUUAUUUAGGCAGUUAAAUCCACAAAUUUAUGCAAAAACUCUUUACGAAUCACGCGAUGAUCUGCGUCUCGCCGAGAGAUUCAUCGAUUCAGUUGCUUUACAUUGCCCUAAUUUUAAGCAUUCCUCGUGGUCAUUGAGCGCCGCGGCGCAUGUGUUGGUGAGGUGCAAGAGAAUCUCCGAUGCACAGGCAUCGAUUCUGAGGAUGAUUAGGAGGAGCGGAUCAUCUAGGGUUGAGAUUAUUGAUGCAUUGUUAGGUACUUCUAAUUCAAAAUGUGGAUUAAAUUCAUAUGCAUUUGAAUUGCUUAUUAGAACAUAUGUUCAAGCUAGGAAGUUCAGGGAGGCUGUUGAGGCAUUCAGGCUGUUGAAAUGGAGGAACAUUGUUGUUUCGAUAAAUGCUUGUAAUAGCCUUCUCGGAGGGCUGGGUAGGAUCGGAUGGGUCGAUUUGGCGAGGGAAGUGUUUGAGGAAAUGGUGGGAGAUAGAACUGAUUUGAAUUCAUACACACUUAACAUUAUGGUGAAUGUAUUCUGUAAGGAUGGAGAUAUCGAAAGGGCUAAGGCGUUUUUAGCAGAGAUGGAGGGGAUAGGCGUCUAUGGCGACGUGGUGACGUACAACACUUUGAUCAAUGGUUAUUGCCGCGGAGGCGAUGUUGAGAAGGGAGUCGAGGUUUUGGAGGUGAUGCGGGGGAAGGAUUUGGAGCCGUGUAAUUUGACUUAUAAUUCGAUCGUAAAUGGUUUUUGUAAGAACGGGGAGUAUGAGAGGGCGAAGACGGUUGUGAGUGAUAUGGUCGGGGUUGGGGUGUUGCCGAAUACGUCGACGUACAAUAUUUUGUUAGUCGAGUGUUGUAGGAAGAGCGAUGUGGCGGAGGUCGAGCGUGUUUUGAACGAAAUGUCGCGUCGGGGACUUAGUUUCGAUUUGAUUAGCUAUAGUUCGGUUAUCAGGUUCUUUUCAAGAACCGGCGAUCUUGAUAGGAUGGUGUCGUAUUAUAAUGAUAUGCGGUCGAAAGGUUUGGUGCCGGAUAAAAUUAUUUACACUAUUUUGAUCGGCGGGUUUUGUAGGCACGGCGCGUUGCGGGAUGCGUUGAGGGUGCGCGACGAAAUGGUUGAAUCCGGGUGCCAAAUGGAUGUGGUGACGUAUAACGCGAUUUUGAAUGGUUUUUGUCAAGAAAAGAUGCUCGGCGAGGCAGAUACGCUUUUGGACGAGAUGGUGGAGAGGGGCGUAUUCCCCGAUUUUUGCACGUACACGACGCUGAUCAACGGGCAUUGCAAGAUCGGGAAUUUGGCGAAAGUGUGGAACUUGUUCGAGACGAUGGUCGAAAGGAAUUUGAGCCCGGAUAUAGCAACGUACAAUGCCGUAAUCGACGGGUUAUGCAAGGCGGGUGAAAUGGAAAGAGCUCUCGAGCUGAGGGUUGAGAUGAUGUCGAAAAGUAUACAGCCGAACUACAUCACAUACGGCGCUCUGAUAAACGGAUUCUGCAACGGCGGUCGUUUGUCUGAAGCGUUUGAUCUAUGGAACGAAAUGGCUGGAAAAGGUAUCGAAUCGAACGUUACGAUAUGCAACAUGCUCGUCAAGGGCUACUGCAGGCGAGGCGAUCCCGGGAAGGCUCGCGGGUUUCUCGAGACGAUGAAAUCGAGAGGCGCGUCCCCGGAUCGCGUCACUUACAACACACUUAUUCACGGGUACGCGAAUAUAGACGACAAAGGAUUCUUUGAUCUGGUGGAUGAGAUGGAGAAUGACGGGAUCGAACCGGAUGUGAUAACGUACAAUGUUGUGUUGGAUCGAUUUUGUCGGGACGGGAGGAUGCGAGAAGCUCGUUGCGUGUACUCGAAGAUGAUCGAUCGCGGCGUGCAGCCCGAUAGAGGUACGUUCAGGUCGAUGAUCGACGGGUACGUGUCGAAAGAUUGUAUGAAGAAGGCUUUUGAGAUCCAUGAUGAAAUGCUGCGGCGGGGGUUCGCGCCGGAUGAUAAGUUUUAGGAUUAUAAGAUGAUGCAAGAAACUGUCUCAUUGAAUGCUGACCUCAUCAAGUGUUUCAGCCAUGGCUGCACUGCACUGCAUUGCACCAGGUUUCGUAAGCUUUGUUCUUAUGUCGUGUGUUUUUUCGAGGGUUUUAAGGCUAACGUAAUAGUUGUUCAGUUUCAUGUGAAUUGCAUAUAUCCGUGGGAAGGAACUUGGCCGGUCCGGAAAUUUCGAGCCGGACCGGACCGGGGCUGGGAGAACUCGACGGGGACGGCUUCUAUAAGAGGUGAGCUUCUCUGUGUAUAUAUAUUUAUUUGAAUGUGAAUAAUGAAAAUGUGUUUAAUUUGUUAUGAAAAUUUUGAAAAUUAUUGGGUUGAAUCGAAAAUCAAUUACUGCUUCCCUCCAAUUAUGUCCUCACUUUUUUUUUUUUUUUUGGUAAAUUUGGGUUUACUCUGUACUAAGAAAGAAAAUGAGCAUAUAAUUGUCCCAUUUGGUUUA